AUGAGGAGCGCCUUCCGCUGGUUCAACCCAACAAGUACCGAGGACCCAAGGGACCCGUCGACCCGGUCCACCGCCGCCGCCCACAACAGCGAGGACAGGCGCACGCCCAGCAGACCUGACAGCGCCAGCGCCGAUAAUAUUAGUUAUCGCCUCUGGACCUCCAAGCCAAUCACCAUCGCCACACCCACAAGCACGAGGGACCCUUCAUCCACCUCCCCCUCAGUGCCCCCCGCCAAGUCCAGCUUCGACAGAAAUCCGUUCGCCUUGCCCGACGACGUCUUCGACUUUCCUCCUCCCCUCCCGACCAAGAGUAUCGAUAUGACCACUGGCCCAGCCAUGGAUUCCGCCAUGGGUCGGAGUCGUCAAGACUCCUUUGUCAGCGCUGGCCCCAAGCCAAUCUCCAUGGCCAACCCUAACCGCGACCAUGUUAACCGCCAACGACGAGAGUCUCUGGCAGGCAGCCUGAUGGGCGGCGCAAGCUGGGGAGGAAUGUCAUUCGGCAGCUUCAUUCGCGAUGACAUCGCCAUGGCUGGAACCUCACCAUUCGCCCACCAAGCCUCGCCGUCCUUCCAUUCCGGUUCUUACUUGCCUAAACUCGAGGCAAGUUUCAUGAAGGAUUUCACUUGCUGCGGUCUGAAUCUGCCCAACCUGCACGAUCUUCUGCAGCACUACGAAGAAUCGCAUACCCAGCCCAGCCCGAACACGGCGCGCAAUGCACCUUUCUCCUCUCAAUUCGCCGCGAUCCCCACCCAGCCGUCUUCUAGAGCCAGCAGUGCAAGGCCCCAAACGCAGCAACAAAAUACCACUUCCAUGUCGCAGCUCGGCCAGCAGAGUCGCCCAGGCUCCAACCUUGGCGGAGGCAUGGGAGGUCUUGGGAUGCAGCUUGGUCAGCAGAAUAUGACGGGUCAACAGCAUGGACAAAUGUCGCAUCUUGACGAAAUGGAUGCAGUUGGUGACAUGGAAAUGGAUGACGCUUUGGGCACGAUGGAGAUGGAUGACAGCCAGAGAACAAUGUCUCAGACUCGACAAAUGUUUGGCCAACAGCAAAGACCCCAGUUGCACGUUAACGCCUCGGGUCUCACUCAAGGUUUGCGGACAUCUCAGCCACCAACUCCUGCAGCCGCAAGCUUUGGUCUGCAGCACAACCCUACAGUAUCCUCUGUCAACACGCCCACGCUUACUACCCAACAAACAACGCCGCAGCAGCAGCGGCCGAACAACGGGUUCCUCCAAAACUCGCAGAUGCCAUCUAUGGACGACAUGGACGAGGAUCUGCCGGGGAUGCCCAUGGGCGGUAAUAUGGAGCUCAACGGUUCCAACUUUGGAGACGUGAGCUUUGGCAACUCCAACGGCAACAACUCCGAAUUCUGCAUCAACGAUCCUGGCAAGCAUCUUUUCAGUCCUGGUGGUGCCCUAACCAACCAGCAACGAGCAAUCCAAGCACACCUCAUCGGAAUGGGCUUCGAUCCUAGCCAGCCCAACAGCGCGGCCAACAAGGCCCUGAUCCAGAAGUUUGGCGCAAUGAUGAUUCCAGAGGAGCACAAGCCUUUCAAGUGCCCUGUCAUUGGCUGUGAAAAGGCAUACAAGAACCAGAACGGCCUCAAGUACCACAAGACGCAUGGUCACCAAACACAACAGCUGCACGAGAAUGGGGACGGAACUUUCUCAAUCGUCAACCCCGAAACCAGCACACCGUAUCCCGGUACGUUGGGGAUGGAAAAGGAGAAACCGUUCUCAUGCGACGUGUGCGGCAAGCGCUACAAGAACCUCAACGGCCUCAAAUACCACAAAGGACACUCGGCGCCUUGCAAUCCCGACUUCAAGUUUCUGGCUGCGGGGCUCAAUAAUCUCGCUAGCCUUCCAGGUCUCAUGGAGAAUUCGAUGUCUAACCUGCCCGGUAUUGGUGAAGAUCAGAUGAUGUAA
Molecule: messenger RNA, 1923 nt
Organism: Colletotrichum spaethianum
Lineage: Eukaryota; Fungi; Ascomycota; Sordariomycetes; Glomerellales; Glomerellaceae
Product: transcription factor SKN7
Exons: 5
Coding region: 1-1923 (640 amino acids)
Cellular component (GO): nucleus
Source: RefSeq, a predicted model, not a curated record